AGGCAACUUUACCAACUGUCUUCCCCACCUUUCAAUAUUAUUUAUUUCGGUCCAUGUCAAAAUCGUAGUUUAUUUUGUCCACCGAUCGUAAUAAAAAUACAAUAAUAAAUAAAGUUAACACACAUGUGUUAUAUAAAGCGCAUUCACUCAAAGUGAAAACACACGAAAAUGAACGCAAAACGAUUCGCGCCUAUGCUGGCAAAGCUGCCAAUGUACUCGACAAAAACAUUUUACUGCAACUGCAUACGUAACCUCCAGAUAUACCCGACUCGAUUAUCGAGUAGCAAUACAUUUCCGAUCAAAAUCGAGAAACCCGUGAAAGUCGACGUUCCUCCGCCAAUUACAUCACAGGUGGCGCCAUCUGAAGAGCAACCGGCUACAAGUUUAGUUCAAAAAGUAUCAGAAUUUGAUGAGGCGUCAUCAGUAUCGCAAUUGCUAAAAUGCGGACGCGCAUCUCCAAUAAAAUCUCUCGAAGGACGACGCGACAACCAACAAAAUGUCUGGUCACAAAUCCUGAAAAACAAAUCAUCUCUAAGUAUAAACAUCUUCAACACGUACAUUCAAGUCUGCAUCGACAACGAGCUCCCCAUCGACUAUAAAACCUUUCUGCAGUUAACUCAAUCAGCAAAACCAAAUCAAGAAACUUAUCUACUUCUUUUAAAAUUAGCAUCACGUCUUGGUGAUGUGAAUGAAGCAGUAGAAAUCCUGACGGAAAUGAAAGCGCAAGGUAUAGCUGCUGAUGAAAAUGUCUUCAACGCCUUGAUAGUAGGCUACACACUACACAAAGGACUCGAAGGAGCUAAUUAUGUGCUGGGGACAAUGAAACUUGCGCAUAUUCCUAUCACAAGCAAGACAAACUGGUCUAUUUUAGACGGUUUAGUCCGUCAUGGAAAACGCAAUGAAUUUCGGCAGUUUUUGGAGAUUAUACCAAAGCUAUCACAGAAUGAUGAUGAAUAUUUAGAAGUGAUGUACUCGCUAGGUUCGAGAGGGCAGCACUUGUGGCUUGAGGAUAUUCUCGGUGAUUUUGAUUGGGACGGUAUGGAGCGUUCGUUUACAACUGGCGUUCAUGCGAUUUGUUUAGAUUUAGUACAUCGUGCUCAACCGGAAGCCGCUGUGUUUUACUACAAUACCUUCUUGGAUCCUUUACCUGAGCAGCCGUAUGGAAAACGCCUGCUAACUGAGAUGCUCACUUGUCAAAUUCCUAUUGAAGAGGUGCUGAACGCAGCUAGAAAGUUACAGGCGAAGAAUGCGCAUGUCCUGUUCGACUUGGCGUCCAUUACACUGCAGAAACAGCUCGUUGAGGAUAGUUAUAAAACAUUUGCGUGUUUACCCUUCCUGAGGCCUCACUUUUUCUGGCCGAUUAUACAAGUUGAAGGGCGACAGAAAGGAGAAUUCGGUGUUUUUGGUGUACUAAAGAAAAUGCAGGAAUUCAAUGUUAAACCAGAUUAUACAACAAUGGAGGACUUUGUUUUGAGAUAUUUUAAUAUGACUGAUGCGAAUGCUACUCUUGAGAGUGUCACACAAGUGUCGAAUAUCAUGCAUCGGGAUGUUUUGUCUCCGAUGAUUGCUGUUUUACUAAAAGAAAAACGCGUUGAUGAAGCGAAAGCAUUAUGUGAAAGCAGUCAUAAAAUACCACUUCUCGGCGAUCAAUUAAUUCGACACGUGUCUAACGCUUGGCUACAAACGAAAAGUCUUGAUGUGGUGCCGAUUUUACAAAAAAUAUGCGAAACCAACACUCCGUCUGUUGACUGGACAGGAAUUAUACUUGAUCGCUGUCUUCGUGCUUGUCGCUCAGCAGAGGAUUGCACUAAGCUGUCACAACUUAUUCGUCAACUUGAUGCAAACAAGUUGAAAAUUACUUCGACAUUUUACGAUCACAUGUUGAAUUUACUCGACACGAAGACUGAACUAAAACAAUUUAAAGUUGAGUUAGAACCGCAACUAGAGAAGAUUUUAGACAUUUCACGUCAGGAUGCGAAUAGGAUAACGCACCCGAAGGAUAUGAAAGUAGAUGAACUUGAAAGUCAUCUUAUAGAACUAGAAUCUAAGCAGAUGGAGACACGUGGUGUGAUUAGGAAGUUAAUAAUGACGCAUGCAAAGUUAGGCAAUCAUCAACGCGUGCAGGAAUUAAGGGAACAUAUGAAGGAGCGUGGUUAUGAGGAGUCUGCGGGCAUGAGAAGCUCUUUGUUUCAUUCUUUAGCGCAGAGUGGAGAUAUAAAAUUUGCUAAGGCAAUGUACGAAGAGUUGAAGGCUGCCUAUCCGAGUUUUAGGAUUGAUACGUUUAAAAUCGUUGAUUUCGCUACUCUACUGGUCAAAAACGACUGCGUGGAUGAAGCUAUUUCUAUUUUGACUAAAGAAACAAAGCCAACAAAGUUAGAUGAUUCCAUGGAUAGAAACUGCUGGAAUUUACUCGGCGCAGCGAAGAAACCCGAAGAUGCCUUCAAAUUGUUCCAACUAUUGGUUGAUAGGAACUAUUGUCGACCUACAAAUGUGAUUCUUGGGCCUAUUUUACGACCAUUUGUUAAUCCUGAAACAGUUGAUAAACUAGUCAGUACCUUUUUGAAUUGCGUCAAACAGUACAAAGCCACACCUCUCCAAUUGGAAGUACUUUGCGUUGUACUUGAAUCUAAGAACGAGAAACUCCUUCAGAAGGUUAUCAACGGCAUUAGCAGCGUGCAUGGCUCGGCGGCGGCAAGAAUGGGUCUCAUUGCUGCUCUAGCUGAGAAAGGACUUGAAAAACCUAUUCUAAAGUUACUUUCAGAAUCAAACAAGUUAAAACUUUCUGAUUUAACUAAUCGUAUUCGUCGAUGGGUGCACGAAGAUAAACUCCUCCCGUUGAAGACCCUAGAAGCAGCCAAUCGCCGCUUAUCUAUCCCCGUAAUUGACACCACGUUGACAUCGAGCGCCAUCAUGAAGAUUUACAUCAAUCGCUGUGAUCUUCCCAAUGCUUUAGAGUUUUGGCGUCAAGUAGAAGAAAACGAAUCACGAAUUAGCCCCGAUUGCGCCCGAGACUUGAUUCGUCUACUCGAGAGAAACAAUUACAAUGUGCCGGAUUCGUUGCGAAACGCGCGCUAACCUUAAACGAAGGGAACUUUGUGUGAUUGCUGGACAAAGAGUUAAAUUUAUACAGUAAUCUUCUGUGAGAAGUAAUAAAUUUCUGUUCCUCGUCAA
Molecule: messenger RNA, 3171 nt
Organism: Dalotia coriaria
Lineage: Eukaryota; Metazoa; Arthropoda; Insecta; Coleoptera; Staphylinidae
Gene: Lrpprc2
Product: Leucine-rich pentatricopeptide repeat containing 2
Exons: 7
Coding region: 169-3075 (968 amino acids)
Biological process (GO): regulation of mitochondrial translation
Cellular component (GO): mitochondrion; nucleus
Molecular function (GO): protein binding; mRNA 3'-UTR binding
Source: RefSeq, a predicted model, not a curated record